This is a messenger RNA of Sorghum bicolor (sorghum), 896 nucleotides long. RefSeq names its product transmembrane protein 50 homolog. Bases 121 to 549 code for a protein of 142 amino acids. The transcript has 4 exons. The record is from RefSeq and is a predicted model, not a curated record. Lineage: Eukaryota; Viridiplantae; Streptophyta; Magnoliopsida; Poales; Poaceae. Gene Ontology annotation, biological process: late endosome to vacuole transport via multivesicular body sorting pathway; protein targeting to vacuole.
CGCAAUAAGAAAACUUGCAAGGACUAGACUGAACAAAGCAGCUGCCCAGCCGCCGGUAUCUGAAAACUCUCUUUCCCCUUCCCGGCGCCGGAGUCGGAGAAGGCCACCGCGGGGCGGGCGAUGGACAGCAACAACCUCCUGGCGGCGUGGCAGGUCGUGGGCCCGGGCGUCGCCGGCGCCGUAUUCGGAGCCGGCUGGUGGUUCUGGGUCGACGCCGUCGUCUGCAGCGCCGCCGCCGUCCCAUUCCUCCACUACCUCCCAGGGUUCUUCGCCUCGUUCGCCGCGCUCAUGUUCAACGCCGUCAACCGGGAGGACAUCGGCGAUGGUUACUAUUCACCGUACGACGACUCCGAAUGGAGGGUGAAACUCUGGCUUUUUAUUUCAUAUGUGGUGUCUUUUGUCUCGUUGGCUGGAUCAGUCGGUUUUUUGGUUCAAGAUGCGCUUACAGAUACGGGACCAUCUGCGUGGACUGGCACUGCUGGUGUCCUGCAGUGCGUGUUUGUUCUAGUGAGUGGGUUGAUCUACUGGACGUGCCACUCUGAAGAUUGACUUGAGAAGUAUAGGUAUGACCAAGAAAGACGCGGAUGCUAAAGGGGAACAUGAUUCGGGCUUGUUGGCUGAACGGCAAUUAGUGUAUCAUGGUCUAUUGUAUUCCCCAAGCCUCGAAGUUUGGUUUUAGUACAAAUAUAGUCGUGUACCAUGCUGCUUAAAAUUAGUUUCGUAAGAUGUUUUGGAGCAAGAAACUUCUAGGGAUGAUAAGUAGUCAGUAAAUAUCUUGUUACAUUUUCUCCGUUGACAAAUUUCUCGUGCAAAUUUAGCCAACUGUCGUCUGCUCUUGUACAUCCUGAGGAGCCUGUUGCCGCUAGUCAUGUUUGUGAAGUCGUCAGUUAUGAUGA